UGAGAUAACGUUAGUCAUUGUAUUUCGUUUGGUUAAGUCGUAUUUGUUUGUGUGGAGAUUGGCUCGCUCUUUGUAAAGGGAAUCGUUGUGAAAUGGAGCCUCGUUCUAGGUUCUCUUUUGUUAUUAUAUUUCAUUGGUUAUUUUCAGCAUUUUUAAUAUCUGUUUUUCACUAGUCAAUUUUGGUGCCGUUUUUCAGCUCUCUUAUUAAAUGAAAUAAUGGAUGCUAUACCCUAGCCUAUUAAUAUACCUUAAAUGAUAAGCGAAGACUGAAAUAGCCUGCAGAUAGCAUAGCCCAUAUGCAUUUCCAAAUAGCUUUCUACUGUGAUUGCAUGGUUCACUACAAACUAACAUUUUACAAUUCAACAUCCGUACGUGACAGUCCAAUUGCUCAUCUGACACCGCAGCUGGACACAGCUGAGCAGAUCAGUGCGCUCAACCACACCGUCUGUCCAAUAAUCAGUGACAGAGUUUACCACUAAGUCAGAGAGGUUUUGGCUUGUUGCUCUAUUGCGGCUGAUAUAAGGUCAGCCUGUGAUGUGCGUGGGUGAAGAGGAGAGCGGGUGAGGAGAUGGGCUGCACCUCGGCCAAGCAGGUGUCGGCCGUGCCCAAUGGUGAGGAGGGCCGCAGUAAAGCCUACACCAAUGGGGACCUUCUUUCUGAUGAGUACAAGAAAGAUGUGGAAAAGGCGAAAUAUAUCAGUGGAGAGGGGGACAGACAAAAUAUCUGUAACCAGGACAGCACGGAGAAGACUGCCCUGCUCACCAGAGGCCAGCACAUGGAUGACACGGGAUCCAAUAGCAAUGGGAAGACACAUAUUCAUUCUUCAGAGAGCCAGCAGGAGUUCUUCAGGAUGCUGGAUGAGAAGAUUGAAAAGGGGCAGGACUACUGCUCAGAAGAAGAGGAUAUGUCAUCACAGUGAGGUCCACUAUCUGCUCUGCUGAGAGGAAGGUUUUGUCCAGCGCAGGCUGAUGUCAUUUAUUCAGCUCUGAAAAUGAGUUUGUCCAACACUUUCCUCCGCCUUGCUUCACUUGAUUCGACCAAAGGCAUGGACAGACGGAGCCACAUGACUCUCACCCGAGGGCCUGCCUCCUUUUGGACUGGUCCAUUUCGAGAUUGGAGGGGGGGAGACACAUUGACCCAAACCAAACACCUUUGCCUAGCCCAACGAGUCUAACGUGAACAUUUCCCCCCCACACACACGGGAACAAGACAUGGCCUGGGACUACUUCCAGCACCAAGCCUGGAAUUUUGAACAGCUUUCCAAGUCUUUUCCCAAUGGACACUAAGUACAGCAACCACUCUUGACUUUCUGACUGUGGUCCAUUAGGAGUUUUUCGUUUUGAACUCAUUGAACCUGUGAAUGAACUGUUUCCCAUAACACAACUCCUGAAUGGUCCUAGUGGCUUAAAGAAACCAUUUGUUGUUCCUAAUCUGAUUCCAAUUGAAUGAUGAAUAGUGGAUGUUAGGUGGGGUAAAGGAACAUAAAGCUAAUAAUUAUUCCAGGGUUGUAUUCUUGAAGCUAAAAGCUGAAUGAUAUGGCAAAUGACUUUCCGUAACAAACACUAGUUGAUGUUCUCCAUUGCAAACUGUUUUGCCAAGGUGUAUCCUAAUGAAUGCCAACCAGGUGUUUGAAACAGAUCAGCUUGUUACAGAUAGAAAUAUUAUGUAAUAGAGCUAGCAACACUCCUACCAUCCUAUUGUUUCGUUGAUGCUCUUGAUCAGUGUCUCUCUAUGUAGUGUAUUUCUAUCUGAAAAGUUCAUAGGGCCACAACCCAAUGAACACACCCCUGGCACACGAACCAGGGCAACUUGCUUACUUCCUGCAUUCCAAGACACUUCUGAAUCUUCUUUUUCUACGGUGUGUUCAUAUGUGAUCCAUAGUUUUGCUCUACUUACGUCACAACGUAGGGUGUUGUUGUUUAAUGUUAACGCUCAGGGUUGCAGUGUUUUAGUCAUUGUCUUCUGUAGUCGAGCCUACCUCUUAAUUAGGCCAUUUUGCACCAUUUGCGCGCGCGCGCACACCUCAUCAAGGCACACGCUUUACCUAGCAUCAUGCUGUCAGUGUCUGAUCAGAUGACCACCCCAGUGUUAAACCUCCAGGCAGUAUACUGUACAGGGAGCACGGUCAGGUUGGCCUGUGCUCCUUGCAUUUUUAGCAUCAUGCUAAUUCGUGUUAGUUUUUUUCCACGUUCGACUUUUUGAUUUUCCAGUAAAAUAAAAAAAAAAUAUGUUUUCAAGUCA
Esox lucius (northern pike) is the source of this 2241-nucleotide messenger RNA. Its product is annotated as DUF4612 domain-containing protein. NCBI's taxonomy places the organism in Eukaryota, Metazoa, Chordata, Actinopteri, Esociformes, Esocidae. The transcript is spliced from 7 exons. Bases 569 to 919 code for a protein of 116 amino acids. The record is from RefSeq and is a predicted model, not a curated record.